Molecule: messenger RNA, 849 nt
Organism: Lachnellula hyalina
Lineage: Eukaryota; Fungi; Ascomycota; Leotiomycetes; Helotiales; Lachnaceae
Gene: MGM101
Product: Mitochondrial genome maintenance protein
Exons: 2
Coding region: 1-849 (282 amino acids)
Biological process (GO): recombinational repair; interstrand cross-link repair
Cellular component (GO): mitochondrial nucleoid; mitochondrial chromosome
Molecular function (GO): single-stranded DNA binding
Source: RefSeq, a predicted model, not a curated record
AUGGCAACUCUAAUUCCAAGAGCUGCACGCUCUGGGCUAUCAGAAGCGUCUUCAGUACAAUCAAGGCUAUUAAGAUCGAGUAUUUCCCGACCGACGGCCUCGCAAUGCCUUCAUAGACCAUUCUCCUCAACAUCGAGAUAUGCGGCGGCUCCAUAUGCCCGCAAGACCAACGAUGCGACGAAGUCUCCACCACCUCCACCUCCUGCACCGAAACCUGCUGCGAAGCCAGCGUCCAUAGAUGAUCAAUCGCCAAUCAAAGAUAUGAGCAGCGGCCUGGCAGAUGAGCCUCUCAUUCUCGACGAAGGGGUCAGACAGGUGGACUGGACUCGGUCGUUUCACGGACUGUCAAGCCAGCCUUUCUCAAAGGAGGCUGCGGAUGUGCUGCUCGCGCCUAUACCUUUCGAUGAUGUGGAAGUCAAACCAGAUGGGAUUAUAUAUUUGCCCGAGAUCAAGUACAGGAGGAUAUUGAACAGGUCGUUUGGACCAGGAGGCUGGGGUUUGGCACCAAGAGGGGAGACAAUUGUUACCCCAAAGAGCAUCACUAGAGAAUACGCACUCGUCGCACAUGGAAGGUUAGUAUCCGUAGCACGAGGCGAACAAGAUUACUUUUCCCCCGAGGGCAUUCCUACCGCCACCGAAGGCUGCAAGUCAAAUGCCCUGAUGCGAUGCUGCAAAGACCUAGGAGUAGCCAGCGAGCUAUGGGACCCCAGAUUUAUACGCAAGUUCAUGAAGGAUAAAGCGAAGCAGGUCUGGGUGGAGCAUGUGCCAUCCAAAAAGAAGAAGCAGAUGUGGUUGAGGAAGGACGACGAGGUCAGAUACCCAUACAAGGAGUCAAAGUUCGGCGCAUAG